AUGUUGCACUGGGACCAAACUCUCAUGCGGCGCAAAGGCGAUUAUUUGAAGAUUCGAGCAAAUGUUAUAACAAUGAAACGCACGACCACACUCACAGCAUUCAUAGCCAUGUGUAUCGCAGCGCCGACUACAAACCGGGUAUUCAAACCGCAGCCUAACGUCGCGCUUGUGGCGGAUGCAUCGCGCGUGCAGGAUGAUCCGACUUUGGAAGGGGAGAAGGACAAGUUGUGUAUCAGGAAUGGAGGUUAG
Molecule: messenger RNA, 249 nt
Organism: Plenodomus lingam JN3
Lineage: Eukaryota; Fungi; Ascomycota; Dothideomycetes; Pleosporales; Leptosphaeriaceae
Source: RefSeq, a predicted model, not a curated record